Molecule: messenger RNA, 1736 nt
Organism: Dicrocoelium dendriticum
Lineage: Eukaryota; Metazoa; Platyhelminthes; Trematoda; Plagiorchiida; Dicrocoeliidae
Source: the annotation of a GenBank genome assembly
GGUGAGUUCGUUCCUUUCUCUCGAUUAUAUACCUGUAUUCAUUUGUUUCUUGCGUAAUUUUGGUACUUUGAUCGUGUUUUUGUUCAUCUUUUUCGACUCACAUUUCGAGAGUGGCAUCUGAGUCGUUUCACAGCGUAAACAUGCUUACUUUGGCUGUUCCAAAUUUCAUGGAACACAGCCAGAGGUUUGGUUUAAGAUAUUCGAGAUCGAACUGGAAAAUAAGGGCAUUACGGCGGACCGUCCGAGGUACAAUCAGCUCGUCCCACGCCUUCCUUCGUCGGUUGUGACGCUGGUUGAGGACAUUCUACUCUGCCCAUCGAAUGAGGCAAAGUAUGAAACAAUGAAGCAAGCGAUUUUAAAAGAGUUACAGCCCAGCGCAUGAACUCGAUUUGAACAGCUCAAUGGUCUCAAGCUUGGAGAUCGCAAGCCGUCGGCGUUGCUCCGCGAACUUCAGCGCAUCGCUGGUCCCUUAUUCUUGAGCGAAGAAGGGAUAAAGGAGCUGUGGUUUGCACGUCUCCCAGAGCCAUUGCCGGUAAUGCUGUCCAUGUUUAUAGAUACACCCCUGAAAGAAUUAGCUACCAAGGCAGACGCUGCGUUCGAACGGUUUCCGCAGCAGACGACCAGUAGCUCCGGUGACGUAUUCUCACCGAUGAAAACCGAAUCUCAUGUUUGUUCCCAGUCGUUAGGCCGAUCUGACUCUAAAGACGAGGAAAUUGCGCUACUUCGCAGCAGGAUAGCAGCAAUGAAGGCUUCGAAGCAGCGUGUGCCACGGUCAAAUGCUGACCACGUUUUGGCUACCGUUCAUUGCGGCUCGUCUGUGCCUGCACCGAGUACGUCACGUUCGGCACGAAAGCGCAACAUUUUCCCUACAAGUUCUCAGUCAGAUAAUGUCAAACCCGUCGAAGAAGUAUGUUGGUAUCACCGCCAAUACGGUGGAAGAGCUAGACGUUGUCGGGCUCCCUGCAUUAGGCACGACCCAGCUGCUUCAGGGAAAACGAAUAGCCCGCAUACUAGCACGACAAACGUAUCAUUCAAUAACCAAGCAAACCGACUGUUUUACGUUAAGGAUCGACGUUCUUCCAUCACAUUCCUCAUCGACACCGGAGCGGAAGUCAGCGUCAUCCCAGCGACCGCUAACGACAAGCACUCAGAGCCUACGUACAAUUUGCGUGCGGCCAACGGUUCUCCCAUAGCUUCAUUCGGUCAGCGCAUGAUGAACCUGGACCUCAAUCUUCGCCGAGACUUUCAGUGGGUCUUCAUGGUUGCGUCUGUACCCUUCGCAAUUAUCGGUAUCGACUUCCUCCGACAUUUUGGGUUGCUUGUUGAUGCUGGUCGCCACAGACUUUUAGACGACCGUACUAAACUAGGGGUUGAAGGCGUUCUUACGGACGCCCCGAUAAUCAGCCCCGUUUUUCGAAUCGCCGAUGUACCAUCAGGUUAUGCGAACCUACUGUCUGAGUACCCGCGACUGGUACGACCAGCUGCAGAGCUUCCGCCAGUCACGACAGAGGUCGCUCAUCACAUAGUCACGCGUGGUCAGCCAGUUAGCGCACGACCAAGACGGCUUGCUCCUGACAAACUACGCGCAGCACGAGCCGAAUUUGACCACAUGCUUCAACUCGGUAUCGCAGACCGUCCAACAGCCCAUGGGCGUCGCCUCUGCACAUGGUCCCGAAGAAGGUCAUGGGGGACUGGCGUCCUUGCGGCGACUAUCGAACCUUGAAUACGGUUACCAC